Messenger RNA from Castor canadensis (American beaver), 3691 nucleotides. Lineage: Eukaryota; Metazoa; Chordata; Mammalia; Rodentia; Castoridae. The record is from RefSeq and is a predicted model, not a curated record.
GAGCGGAAAAAGAAAUUUGAAAAGGACGGUGAGAGGUUUUAUUCUCUAUUGGACCGCCAUUUACACCUGUCAUCCAAAAAGAAAGAAUCUCAGUUACAAGAGGCAGACCUCCAGGUGGAUAAGGAGAGACAUAAUUUCUUCGAGUCCUCCCUUGAUUAUGUUUAUCAAAUCCAGGAAGUUCAGGAGUCCAGGAAAUUCAAUAUUGUGGAGCCGGUCUUGGCCUUUCUUCAUAGCCUCUUCAUUUCCAAUAGCUUGACUGUGGAGCUCACACAGGAUUUCCUCCCAUACAAGCAGCAGCUCCAGCUGAGUUUACAGAAUACAAGAAAUCAUUUCUCCAGUACCCGGGAAGAGAUGGAAGAACUUAAGAAAAGGAUGAAAGAAGCUCCGCAAACAUGCAAACUUCCAGGACAGCCAACCAUUGAAGGCUAUCUCUAUACGCAAGAGAAAUGGGCUUUGGGAAUAUCCUGGGUAAAAUACUACUGCCAGUAUGAGAAAGAGACGAAAACGCUCACCAUGACACCUAUGGAACAGAAGCCAGGUUCUAAGCAGGUGUUAAAUGAACGUUACUACUCUUUCCUGUACCAUACUGUCCCAGGCGGUGUAUAUCCAGCUUCCUGUUUAAUCUGCCAUGCUUGGGAAAGAGCGCUGGCUUGCCCUGAGCAUUCUCUCCUGAUCGUCACCACUGAUUCUUGGAAAAGGGAGAAACCAUCUGCCAUCUUGCUGCCAGUACCAUUCAAAGGGACACAGUUCUCAGGACCCUUGGACUUAACCCUGAAGUACUGCGUGAGAAGGAAGACAGAGUCUAUCGACAAGAGGUUCUGUUUUGAUAUAGAAACGAAUGAGAGGCCAGGAACCAUCACUCUGCAGGCACUUUCAGAAGCUAAUAGAAGGCUAUGGAUGGAAGCCAUGGAUGGGAAAGAACCUAUCUAUCACAGCCCCAUAACGAAACAGGAAGAAAUGGAGCUGAAUGAAGUGGGGUUCAAGUUUGUUAGGAAGUGCAUCAAUAUCGUUGAGACCAAAGGGAUCAAGACAGAAGGAUUGUACCGCACCGUGGGUAGCAAUAUUCAGGUCCAGAAGCUGCUGAAUGCCUUUUUUGAUCCCAAAUGCCCAGGAGAUGUUGAUUUUCAUAAUAGUGACUGGGACAUUAAGACAAUCACCAGCUCCUUGAAAUUCUACCUCAGGAAUCUUUCUGAACCUGUCAUGACCUAUAGGCUUCACAAAGAGCUGGUCUCUGCUGCCAAAUCUGACAACCUGGAUUACCGUCUGGGAGCUAUUCACUCCCUAGUAUAUAAGCUACCCGAAAAGAACCGUGAGAUGCUGGAACUUCUGAUAAGACACUUGGUCAAUGUGUGUGAGCACAGCAAAGAGAAUCUUAUGACCCCUUCCAACAUGGGGGUGAUCUUUGGGCCCACCCUGAUGAGAGCUCAAGAGGACACUGUGGCUGCCAUGAUGAACAUCAAAUUCCAGAACAUUGUGGUAGAAAUCCUAAUUGAGCACUUUGGCAAGAUCUAUUUAGGUCCACCUGAGGAAAGUGCUGCACCUCCAGUGCCUCCACCUCGAGUGACAGCAAGAAGGCACAAACCAAUCACAAUUUCGAAACGCUUGCUGCGAGAAAGGACGGUUUUCUAUACUUCUUCCCUGGAUGAAGGAGAAGAUGAAGUCCAACAUCAAACACCCAAUGGUACUAUCACUAGCACCCUGGAAGCUCCCAAGCUGCCACAACAUCUCAAACUACCUAUUCAGAGGAGUGGGGAAACUGAUCCUGGGAGGAAGUCCCCAAGCAGGCCUGUUUCAGAUGGCAAAUUGGAGCCCUGCCCCGAGGUGGAUGUGGGGAAGUUGGUGUCUAGGCUACAGGAUGGAGCGACCAAGGCUACACCAAAGGCCACCAAUGGACCUGUGCCGGGCUCUGGGCCCACCAAGAACUCCUCUUUCCACAUAAAGAGACCGGCUCCCCGGCCCCAAGUUCACCAUAAGGAGGGGGAUACUGAGAGUUUCAGUAAAGUGCGACCUCCAGGAGAAAAGCCAACCAUCAUCCGUCCUCCAGUGAGACCCCCUGACCCUCCCUGCCGGGUAGCUACUUCCCAAAAGCCAGAUAUUGUGGCUGGCAAUGCAGGGGAAAUCCUUUCGUCUGUGGUGGCUUCCAGGACCAGGUUCUUUGAAACAGCUUCCCGGAAAACAGGAAGUUCUCAAGGCAGACUCCCAGGAGAUGAGAGUUGAAGCCACAGGUUUUAAGAGCCUUGGCCUUUGGAGACCCUUUCCAGGUUCUGAAAGGCUCUACUUCAAACCCUUGUGUGCUGCGUCAUUUUGUGUUGAAGAGCAGCUCUUUUCUGGCCCUGCACCUUCAGACUCUAGAAGUUAUAAAAUAAGGGGCACAUGUCCUAGACACAUGUUUAUUUCUCCUAUGUAUUCGUUUUCAUCCCCUCAAAAGGUCUGUUGAGCUCUUGUGACACUGUGAAUGGCUGGACUCCCUCAAGACCCAGAAUCUGUGGAAACCAAGCUAUCCACUGAGUUGACUUGAAGAGGGAAGCCUAGAUUUCACUUCUCAGAGCUUCCUGCUUUUUGAAAGGGCCAUCAAACCCUGAAAGAUCUAAGGAUAAAAAUCCAUCUUAGGGGUCUUAUUUUAAUUGAAAGGUCACUUGAGUUGGAGGGCAUUGCCCCAUUUGUUGGAGGGGAGUAGGAAUGUUAGGAGAACAUUGGAGAAUCUUAAUACUGAGGAUAUGGACAUUGGUGCCAGGUUGGCGCCCUGGUGCUGCAGUGUGUUGCCAAGAGCCUGCCUGCUCCCAUGGGGCCAGUGUGCGUGAUGACCCCAUAGUGCCCUACCCGCAUGUGGGCUUGCCUACAGCUGCUUAGGACAAAUUUGCCAAGCAUGUUUUGCAUGUCAAACAGAGCCUAUGCCUCUUUGGAUUGUUGUCCUCCUGUUUUCACCUGACAGCUUCCUUUCCAAGCAAUCAAGAGAAAGAAAAAAAAAAUCUGAAAACAUUUUCUUUUAAAAAGCAGACUGUGUUUGUCCUGUUGGAAUUCCAUUCUUGGUGAAAUGCAAGGAAAAGUUGUUCAGAUGGGUUGAGGCCCAGCAGUUAUCGCUGUUGUUUCAUGUUUGCCUCCAGCCACCAUGCUCCUUUAUCUCCUGAAAGAAAGCCUAUGUUAACCCUGUGUUUGUGAAUUCAGGAACUGCAUGAUGCCCCUGAGAUGUUAUGCACAAGUCCACAACAGUAUGCCUUUUCUGGGCAGGUGGUCCAUAACAUUCUACUGAAUUUCAAAUGGGCCUGUGACCCAAUAAAGGCUAAGAACCAAGGCUUUAAGAUAAAAGAUUCUUUACAACCCAUAAAGUAUUUGAUUAGAAGGGCCUUUCAAAUGCAUUUAUUCUAACAGCCUAGUUUACAGGCAGAGUAAGUUAGUGACCACAACAGGACAAGAUCCCAGGUCCCUGGGCUCCUAUAUAAGAUUCUUUCCAUAACAUCACAUUUAUCUAGCAAGGGGCAUUAUGGUUGGUGGCUUUAAUGGCCAUCAUUUUGAGGGUUUGGCUUUUUUAUUUUUCUUGAGCCCUACAUAUUUGCUACUAAGUGGAAAAUUUCAAGAUCUAAGCACCUGGUCCCCUUUACCUGGUCCUUGUCUGAAUCAUUGAAAGGGAACUAAAGCUCAGUGUAGUAGGUCAGACAUCUGAGGAAUAGACAUUUCUCAAUCCUGUCCAUUU